Penicillium griseofulvum is the source of this 624-nucleotide messenger RNA. RefSeq lists its product as uncharacterized. The transcript has a single exon. Lineage: Eukaryota; Fungi; Ascomycota; Eurotiomycetes; Eurotiales; Aspergillaceae. The record is from RefSeq and is a predicted model, not a curated record. The coding region runs from base 1 to 624 and encodes 207 amino acids.
AUGUGCAGCUUUCAGCCUCGAAUUCAAGAAUGGGCCAUGCAGAAACACGACCUGUCUGGUGGUGUUGCUCAAGCUGGACCUGUCUCUAUGCCUGCUCAUACUAGCACUCCUGUUUCGAUCUAUGACGGACCAGCAACUUCUACUUCAGCUCGACCCAGCCAGCAUGGACCUAUGUACUCUGCUAAAUGGUACAAACCCCCUUUGGAUGACAGGUCGCUAGCAAAAGACGCCAAUGGCAUGAUUGCUGUUCGUGAGGAGCUACGCGGAAUUCGUGCUCGUGUCGCAUAUGAUAUCAAGAAGCUGUCUAUGUUUGCUGGAGACGGUGGAUCGGAGGAGGAGGAUAAGGAGAAGGAGGAGAAGACUCUUGAAGAUUAUGAGCCCAACCCAUUUUACGAUUCUCAAUCUGAGUGUGGUGAGGAUAUUGGUUCAGCACAUGCCAGAUCAGAGAAGGAUGAAUCGGGAGAUGAACAAGGGGAUGUUGAUUCUCUCGGUGUUGGCGCUGUCGAUCUAAAUUCAGAUGAUGUUGACGAUGACGUUAGUGGUGACGAUGUUGGCUCUGAUGUUUUUCUACCCGAACUAGGAAAUGAUACAAGUUCUACGACUAACCUUGGAAUUCGAGUAUAA